Pararge aegeria (speckled wood butterfly) is the source of this 1454-nucleotide messenger RNA. Its product is annotated as nuclear speckle splicing regulatory protein 1. Gene Ontology annotation, biological process: regulation of alternative mRNA splicing, via spliceosome. The coding region runs from base 297 to 1394 and encodes 365 amino acids. The record is from RefSeq and is a predicted model, not a curated record. NCBI's taxonomy places the organism in Eukaryota, Metazoa, Arthropoda, Insecta, Lepidoptera, Nymphalidae. The transcript has 5 exons.
UACGACUGUAGUCUGUGUGAAUGGUGUGUAUUUCUUUCGGCUGUCCUGUGUAUUCCUUAUGGGAAAGAAUAAACAAAAAAAAAUAUAUAAAUCUAUGAUUGACACGUCUAUCACGGCGGACAAUAAAAGUUUAUCGCAUACUUUUGUAAACCAGAAAGGAAAAACAAAAAAUUGGUUUACUGAAAAUGGAUUUUAGGUACCAUCAGAAAGUACUAAUCUAGCUAUCAUAAACCCAUUCUGUAUUCUGAGCUCGCACGUUUUAUUUUUGUGAGUAUAGGAUUUUACAAGUUUUUAUUAUGUCCAACCAAAAUAAAUAUGGACUUAUUUUACGUGAUAAGUCAAAACUUACUUUCCAAGCUUCACACAAUGUCUUUGGAAAUGAUUCAGAAUCAGAUGAUGACACAGGGAAGAAACCGGUUCUUCUUCAACCAAGUGUGAAUACAAAUAGGCAGUCAAAAAUCUCACAAGAAAAAGCAAUUAUAGAUGAUCCAACAGUCUAUCAAUAUGAUGAAAUCUAUGAUUCCAUGGCCAAAGAAAAAGAAAGCAAAAAAGAAAAGAAGAAAGAUGAAAAGAAACCAAAGUACAUUGAUAACUUGAUGAAAUCUGCAAAUAAAAGGAAAUUAGAAAACGAGCGUAGAGUUGAACGUCAGGUACAAAAAGAAAGAGAAAAGGAAGGUGAUGAGUUUGCAGAUAAAGAAGUAUUUGUUACAUCAGCUUACAAGAAAAAAUUAGAAGAGAUUCGCAUAGAAGAAGAAAAAGAAAAACGUGAAGAAUAUUUAGAAAGUAUAGGAGAUGUAACUAAGCAGAGAGAUUUAGGUGGAUUUUAUCGACACCUAUAUGAACAGAAGCUAGGAUCAGAUAAGACUCCUAAAAGCGAACAAACAACAAAGGAUGGUACUCCUGAAAAUGAAGAAGAGACUAAUGAUAGUGAAUUUAAGCCUGAUGAUGUUUCUGCGAACUUAAAACAAAGUAAACAACGAAAUUACAGAAAGCGGAAAUUUUCAAGUGAUACAAAGUUGUCUGAAGGUGAAAUUGAAGAUUCUGAAAAUGAAAUUAAUUUCUCUAAUCUGGAUGACAUCAAAAGUUUUAAAAAAUCGAAACUUUUAAAAGAAAACGUUGAUGCAGAUUCUGACUUUUCCAUUGAUGAAUCGAGCGAUGAAGAUACAAACGAGAAAAAGAAAGAUGCUGUUAGUGAUAAUAGAGCUGAAACAUCUAAUGAAAAUGAAACAAAUGAAACCAAUGUCAUUAAGAAGACAGAAGAUGUUCCAACAGUGGAGAAGGAAUUAGAACAGCCAAAAAUUAAAGUUGAUAUAUGGAAGAAAAGGACUGUAGCAGAGGUAUUUGAAGAAGCCCUAAAAAGAUACUAUGAAAGAAAGGCUUCUCGCGGAAUUUAAUAUUAACAUACUAAAUAAAAUUAAAAAGGGACUUUCCAUAAAAAAAUAUUUGCUUUAAUA